Messenger RNA from Culex quinquefasciatus (southern house mosquito), 1665 nucleotides. RefSeq names its product tubulin beta chain-like. Bases 245 to 1582 code for a protein of 445 amino acids. Lineage: Eukaryota; Metazoa; Arthropoda; Insecta; Diptera; Culicidae. Gene Ontology annotation, biological process: mitotic cell cycle; microtubule cytoskeleton organization. The record is from RefSeq and is a predicted model, not a curated record. The transcript has 2 exons. Gene Ontology annotation, molecular function: GTP binding; structural constituent of cytoskeleton; GTPase activity. Gene Ontology annotation, cellular component: microtubule; cytoplasm.
UUCGUCCUUUCUGUCGUCGACGUCGUGGCGCACAUGUUGAGCCAAUGCGGUGUGGGCAAAGCAAGCAGCCAUGGAUCAAUCAGAAUCGCAGUGUGUCAUGAAACGGGGCAGUAUCCUUGGUGGCGAGGACGAAUUUUCACUUGGAUUUUCACCACCGACCAGAGCGGAAGUGUUUUUUUUUUUUUCGGAGCAGCAGCUGUCGGACCUCGGGAAAAAGUUAUAGGAAGAACGGAAAUUUUUCAAGAUGCGUGAAAUUUUGCACAUUCAAGCGGGCCAGUGCGGCAACCAGAUCGGGGCGAAAUUUUGGGAGGUAAUUUCCGACGAGCACGGAAUCGACGCGACCGGAGCGUACUGCGGCGACAGCGAUCUGCAGCUGGAGCGGAUCAACGUGUACUACAACGAGGCCACCGGCGGAAAGUACGUUCCGCGGGCGAUCCUGGUGGAUCUGGAGCCGGGCACGAUGGACUCGGUGCGAGCUGGCCCGUUUGGGCAGCUGUUCCGGCCGGAUAAUUUUAUCUUUGGCCAGUCGGGCGCCGGCAACAACUGGGCCAAGGGACACUACACGGAGGGGGCCGAGCUGGUCGAUUCCGUGCUGGACGUGGUCCGCAAAGAGGCCGAAGGCUGUGACUGCAUGCAGGGCUUCCAGCUGACGCACUCGCUCGGGGGAGGAACCGGUUCCGGCAUGGGAACGCUGCUGAUCUCGAAGAUUCGCGAAGAGUACCCCGAUCGCAUCAUGAACACGUUUUCGGUUGUUCCAUCGCCAAAGGUGUCCGACACGGUGGUUGAGCCGUACAACGCCACGUUGAGCGUCCACCAGCUGGUUGAGAACACGGACGAAUCGUACUGCAUCGACAACGAGGCCCUGUACGACAUCUGCUUCCGGACGCUAAAGUUGACCACGCCGACGUACGGCGAUCUGAACCACCUGGUGUCGGCGACCAUGUCCGGCGUAACGACCUGUCUGCGCUUCCCCGGUCAGCUGAAUGCGGAUCUCCGCAAAUUGGCCGUCAACAUGGUUCCCUUUCCGCGGCUGCACUUUUUCAUGACCGGCUUUGCACCGCUAACUUCGCGAGGAUCUCAGCAGUACCGUGCCCUGUCCGUCCCCGAGCUCACCCAGCAAAUGUUUGACGCGAAGAACAUGAUGGCCGCGUGCGAUCCUCGACACGGACGCUACCUCACGGUGGCCGCCAUCUUCCGAGGCCGGAUGUCUAUGAAGGAGGUGGACGAGCAGAUGUUGAACGUGCAGAGCAAAAACUCCAGCUACUUUGUUGAGUGGAUUCCGAACAACGUGAAGACGGCCGUUUGCGACAUUCCACCUCGGGGUCUCAAGAUGUCCUCCACCUUUAUCGGCAACUCGACUGCUAUCCAGGAGAUAUUCAAGCGCAUCAACGAGCAGUUUACGGCCAUGUUCCGGCGAAAGGCUUUCCUGCACUGGUACACGGGCGAGGGCAUGGACGAGAUGGAGUUUACCGAGGCCGAGAGCAACAUGAACGAUCUGGUGUCCGAGUAUCAACAGUACCAGGAGGCUUCCGCGGACGAGGAGGGAGAGUUCGACGAGGAGGAGGAGGGCGGUGAAGAGUAGGAGUGGUGAUUAAAUUACCCGUACUUAACGUUGCAUCUUACCGUUGAAUAAUGAAAUAAAAAUAUCAUUUUUGUUUUUCCCAA